GCUGGUUCGCCUUCUGUCUGUCAUGCUCGACCCGCCCGCGCUGCUGCAUUGCUCGCUAUUAAGCCCGCAUCGGACCGAGGCGUUGGACCAGACACCGGCCACCAGACGCCCCUCGCUCGACCGCGGGAGCAAGAAGGAAGCAAGGGGGAAUGAGGUAGUCGUGCUUCGAUCACAUCACCCUCCACCUCAGCACAUCAUCGCGCAACCGCACAGCGCAGCAGCAGAGCAUCGCAGAAGUGCACCGCGAACCUUUGGGCUUCUCGGCUCGCAAGACUUGAUUUUGACCCACCCUCUUGAACGCCCGCUGCUGCUGCGAUUGAGCUCGAGUUCUCGAUCUCCCUCGCUUCUUUCUUCAUUUCCUGUCCUCUUCCCUCGUCUUCGUCAGAACAGCACCGACUUCGUACAUGUGGGUCUGAUUGAUGAGACGCUGUGUUCGCCUAGGGCGAGUUCGUCCGCACUCGGCAGCAAGAACGUGCCCGGAGUGCCGAGAGCGCUCGAAAUCGGCCUGUCCAAUUUUUUUGUGUGACUGCUGUCGUCUUCUGGGAAGCGUCGGGUCUUUUUGCCUGCCUCUUAUUGGACUUCAGUUGCACUGGAGCCAGCAGUCUGAGACGGAAUUACUUGCGGACGAGUGAGUUCUGGCUAGUGCAGGCAGGGGUCGGAUUCAUUCUGGGCGACGAAGGUUUGGGCCGGAAUUCGCUGCGGUCUUUUGAUUUGUCGAGCAUUCGAAGGAUUGUCCUUGUAUCAGUGUGGAACGGGCUAGUCUCGGCUUCUUCAUCGUCACGUCUCAGCCAUUUCAUACUCCUGGACUUCUUUGGCCUGCAUCGAAAACCUUCAAUGUGGUGAGCAUUGGGCCUCAGUAGACAUUGAGUCCAAGCUCAUUGGCGGAAGAGGAGCGAAGGCCUGGAUCGUGGAUUCGACUGGUGAAGGAUGGCUUGUGAGGCGCUGCAAAGUGGAUUGAGUCUCGGCAGUUUGGAAGCAAGACGAGUUCACUGCUCUUUAAACUCGGCACAGCGCAGUCCUGGUGAUGCAACCACUUCUGUCGCACUUCCGUCGAGGUUCCUCGGAGCGAAAUUGUCGUCAUUGGGUCACAAGCGUUGCUCUUUCAGUGCGUCAUCACCUGCGAUUGGACGGCUGGAGACAAUGAAAGUUGAGUGUAGGACAGCCGAGCCAGACCACGACCUGUCGUCAAGCGACGAAUACUGGUCAAGAAUUGCAGCACAGUACCAACAGCCGAUGUUCGACGUUUGUGAUCAUGUCACCAUACCUGACAGGAUAACGACUGCGACCAGCGAACGAUCAAGAUCGAGGGCCACCUUGAUGGUGCCCGUUCACGAGGAAAAUCAGAUUGACUGGCGCAGUUUCAGGGCGAAAUUGUGCUCGACUGAGGCUAUGGAUCAAGCCUGUGCAAGGGACUCUAGUGAUGAUGGGCAACUUGCGGACUCCAAGCAGUGGGCUCAUCGACUCUCCACACCGGAAGUGGGAUGUGUCCUGAUUGCAACGGACAAACUGAAUCAUCACGGAUUUUUGCGAGGAGCUGUGAUAUUGCUUGUAGGAUUGUCCCAAAAUCACUGCCAGGGGAUUAUUCUCAACAAGAAGAUGCCUUUUUCUGCUCACAGUCGGCAAGGAGCCGAUCAACGAGUUCUUCUAGGCUUAUCUGGAUGUCCCAAGUAUGUUGGCGGUCCUGUGUUGUCGACGCCAAAAAUCAGUGUCCUCAGCGAGAAAACAGACAUUCGGGGAUUCAGAACUUUGAUGCCAGGCUUGGCUGUGGGUGGAGAUGCGGCACUCCCAACUCUUGUGAGCGCGGUCGGCAGUGGUGAGAUCCCAAGGGAUGAGGUUAACGUGUAUGUGGGCGAGGUCGAAUGGGAAUCCAGACUCCUGAUGGCAGAAAUUGGUGUGUUUGAGUGGUGGGACGUCGCUGCUUGUAGCAGUGACACGCUUCUCCAGAGCUCACCAGGUCACCUAAGGGAAAAUUUACGAUCUCUACUCUCGUCGUGAGGUCCCGGCUGCCGCGAAUCCGGAUCCACAGGCACACGGCUGUCGACAGGUUGCAGCCAUGCUCACCUGUACCCUGCAUGGCGUCUGCCGCUAGGGUGUACAUAAUAUUCUCGCUAGAACCAAACUUGGACGCGGCCCACGUCGGAGACACUCCGAUCAAUUGUACAGCCAUGUUUACUUCGUUACCUUUUUCAAUUGGAUCUCGAGUCAUUCUGGAGACGGAGCUGAUCAAGACCUGUACCUCGUACUUCCCUUUUUGUCGUAGGGUCUCAGUUUUAGAACUUUCUGUGAACCUAUUCAUGUGGAUAAAGAUGUCAAUAUGUCAGUAGGGAGGAAGGUCUGUACAUGCAUCAGUACAGAUGAAACCGUUCUUGUUAAUAUGCCUAUCCAUUUUUCUCUCAAGGAAUGCGGCCGGCUUAGGAUCUUAGCUUCUCAUGUAAAGAGUCAUAACUGUUGCACGGAAUCGAGCGCAGCGAACAUUUACGAUUACAUGUGUUCGGAAGAGUACUUAUAGGAUUGACAGUAGUAGCUUGGGCGUUCUCCUAACCUUCGGGGUGGUCCACAGGAAACGGGUUUCUUCCUAGUAAGAUUUGUGAGCCCGUACAUGGCCCUGGGUUCGCAAUUCCAGCAGCAGAGGGAUAUGUCCUCUAGCCAUCGAUUGCGAACUCAGGAAAUACAAUUCUGGGAAGAAAUGCAACGCACCUCCUGUGGACGCGAACGAAGAACCGUGGAUUGUCUCCAGGUUCUCGAAGAGUGUAUAUUUCUUGUACUUCCGAUAGUGAUACAUACAUUAC
Messenger RNA from Marchantia polymorpha subsp. ruderalis, 2789 nucleotides. The record is from the annotation of a GenBank genome assembly. NCBI's taxonomy places the organism in Eukaryota, Viridiplantae, Streptophyta, Marchantiopsida, Marchantiales, Marchantiaceae.